AUGGAUGAUAAUGAUAAAGACGACAUGGAUAAUAAUGUUAUAGAUGACAUGGAUGAUAAUGAUAUAGAUGACAUGGAUGAUAAUGAUAUAGACGACAUGGAUGAUAUUGAUAUAGAUGACAUGGAUGAUAUUGAUAUAGAUGACAUGGAUGAUAAUGAUAUAGACGACAUGGAUGAUAAUGAUAUAGACGACAUGGAUGAUAAUGAUAUAGACGACAUGGAUGAUAUUGAUAUAGAUGACAUGGAUGAUAAUGAUAUAGAUGACAUGGAUGAUGAUAAUGAUAUAGAUGACAUGGAUGAUGAUCGUGAUAUAGAUGACAUGGGUGAUGAUUAUAUAAUGAAAUGGAUGAUGAUAUAG
This is a messenger RNA of Ostrea edulis (European flat oyster), 357 nucleotides long. RefSeq names its product prostatic spermine-binding protein-like. The record is from RefSeq and is a predicted model, not a curated record. The transcript has a single exon. Bases 1 to 357 code for a protein of 118 amino acids. Lineage: Eukaryota; Metazoa; Mollusca; Bivalvia; Ostreida; Ostreidae.